CUUUGCACUCCACAUUCCUCGCUUCGUUUUGGCCGCCAGUUGUGUUUUCGAUUGCUCUGCGUGCUGGUCGCCCUCCAGUUCUCCAAUUCUCCGAUUCUCCGAUCUGCGAUUCUCAAAUCUCCGAUUCUCCGCGGCCACUCCAACUCCCAUUCAGCCGCCUGCUCGAUUGUUUGUUUUCUUCGCUGCACUAUUGCGCGCGCGCAGCCGCCGAUAAACAGAGAAAAACCAGGAGGAAAUCCGCAGGAAACACUGGAAGUGCAUUUUAACAGACGUUUCUGUGAAUGUCUCUUCAUUGAAACACAUACUUUCGUUUUUUUUUUAAAUUUUGUUCUGUUAAGUGUGGAAAACCCAAUUUGCAGCGAACGCAAUAUAAACUUUUACAAACAAAAUGCAGCAGAAAGUUGAAGAGAAAAUCGAUCCCCUGACGCGCAUCCAGGAGGAGAUCAAGGAGGUGGUGCGUCGCGAGGAGGAGUACCGCCAGCUGGCCACGCUCUCGUCCAGCACCACGCCCACCAUCACCACCGCCUCCGCGGGGCAGCUGGUGGACUUCGAGACCUACACGGUGAACGGCAAUGGCAUUGACUUUGAGCCGAAACUGGAGCAGGAGGAGGAGACCAGGGAUCAGGAUCAGAGCCAGGAGCAGGGCGUGCUGGUCACCGCCCAACCGGCGGCCGUGCAGACCACCUCGCUGCUGCUGCCCAUCGACGAGCUGUCCAACACACCCUCGCUGGCCUCCAGCGUGAACAGCGCCAAGGAGGAGAGCCUCGAUGGCCAGCACUCGGACGACUCGGGCAUCUCGGCCUCCUCGCAGAGCAACACCACGGCGAGUGUGGCCAAGCAGCCGCUCAAGCUGACCGUGGUAACGCGCCAGGAGCAGCGCUACAUUGGACCCAACUGCUACAACCUGACCCCGGAGCCGCCGCAGCAGAAGCUCAUCACACGGACCAUCUCGACGCCGCAGCUCAGUGGUUUGCCCCAGAAGCGGCAGUUCGCCUUCGGUGGCUCCACCAAGGGAGUGAUGCAGCGCUUCAUAGCCUCGCAUGGCAAGCUGGCCCCCACCAGCCCACUGCCGCCCGCCUCCCCCUCGACCCUGACGCUGACCAAUGGAAAUGGUAUUGGUGGUGGUGCACAGAAUGGACAGAACAACAACAACACCCUCAAGCUGAACACCCGCACCGCCAUGGCCUUCUUGGAGUCGGCUAGCUCGUCGGCGGCCAUCACCUCGGUGACCCUGUCGCCGGCGGCCAUCGAACGCGACUCGGAGGGACGACCCCUGCGACGGGGUUACGUGCCCGUCGAGCAGAAGAUCCAGCGCGAGCUGCAGGACCUCAAGUCCCGCGAGUCGGAGCUGAAGCGCCUGCGCAAGAUCAACAGGCAGAACACACUGAAGGCCUCCCUGGACAAGCUGCAACUCAGCACAGACGACGAGGCCGAUGCGGAUGACGACGACGAGGACUCCGAGGUGGAGCACUGCUACGGGCCGGGGAAACUGCGCAACGCCCAGUCCACACAGGAGCUGGACAGGAAUGGAAACGAGCAGGAGAUCGUCCACAAGCCCUCCGGCAAUCGCAGCCUGAACGCAGUCGCCUACAUAGCCAACGGAGUCAGCAAUGGCAAUGGCCACGGAAUGCGUCCGGCGAUGUCGCUGGCCCAGCUCUGCGACCUGACGCCCGAGGAGGCGCCCUCCUCGCGGGGCCUCAUCGCCCAGUGGGAGAGCCUGAUCAAGAAGAACGCCGAAGUGGGAGCGGUCGAGGCGAUCAUCUAAGGAGUCGGAAGCUCCGGAACCCUCUAAAAUCGAUAGAGAACCAUAGCACACACACCAACGAUCUGGUGCAGAGCAGACCAAAUUAUUAUUGUAGUGUCCACACUUACACACUUGAUCCUCCCACGUCCAUGUCCUCGUCCUUGUUCUCCUCCUGCGAAAGCUGCUUAUCAACGAAUUAAUCUUAACGCCAACCCAUGGUAAUUGAAGUUAUAACUAAAUGGAAUUGCCUGUACUUAAAGCGACUUAUGUGUAAUUUGUAAUGUGUACGCGUACGUGAACUGUCCGAGAACUCUGUUGUAUAUAUAUAAUUCUUCGCGUUUCCAGUGCGAGUACAGUCGACUUGCUUAUAAUUUAUUACAAAAACCAAUUUAUAUAAACCUUAUAUAAAUAUAUAUAAAACCUAAAUACUAUAUGUACGAAACCAAUAUGCGAAAACGAUUAAAUAAAAAACAAAAACAACUAGAA
Molecule: messenger RNA, 2230 nt
Organism: Drosophila biarmipes
Lineage: Eukaryota; Metazoa; Arthropoda; Insecta; Diptera; Drosophilidae
Gene: mdu
Exons: 4
Coding region: 389-1765 (458 amino acids)
Source: RefSeq, a predicted model, not a curated record